Messenger RNA from Austrofundulus limnaeus, 1891 nucleotides. RefSeq names its product neurolysin (metallopeptidase M3 family) (gene nln). The record is from RefSeq and is a predicted model, not a curated record. Lineage: Eukaryota; Metazoa; Chordata; Actinopteri; Cyprinodontiformes; Rivulidae. Gene Ontology annotation, cellular component: mitochondrial intermembrane space. Gene Ontology annotation, biological process: peptide metabolic process; proteolysis. Gene Ontology annotation, molecular function: metalloendopeptidase activity.
CAUCACGCCACGUUCUAGAUUUCCCCCAGCAUGUUUGUUCCGAUAAGAAAGUCCGAUCAGCGAGCACGGCGGCAGAUAAGAAGCUGUCGGAGUUUGAUGUCGAGCUCAGCAUGAGGGAGGACGUGUUCAAGCGAAUUACUGCCCUGCAGGAAAACCUUCAAGACAAUCUUUCUGCUGAAGAAAAGCGAUUCUUGGACAGACUUGUUAGAUUGGGUCAGAGGAAGGGACUGCACCUGUCUAAAGAUAUACAGGAGGAAGUUAAAAGAAGCUCUAAGCUUAUCAGCGAGCUCUCCAUCGAAUUCAACAAGAAUCUGAAUGAGGACAAUACAUUCCUGGUUUUCUCAGAACAAGAACUAGGUGGACUUGCUGACAGCUACCUUAACAGUCUGGAGAGAACAGCAGACGGAAAAUAUAAAGUGACACUAGAGUAUCCUCAUUACUACCCACUGAUGAAGAGGUGUCACAACCCUGAGACGAGGAGGAAGGUGGAAACAGCUUUUCACAGCAGGUGCAAAGAGGUAAACACAGCGAUCCUUGAACAGCUUAUACAACUUAGGUCAAAGGUCGCAGACUUGCUUGGUUACAGUAGCCAUGCAAACUAUAUGCUGGAGAUCAACAUGGCCAAAACUGCAAGCAACGUGUCUGAGUUUAUCGACGCUUUCUAUGAGAGGUUGAAGCCCAUUGGAGUGAAAGAAAGGAAAUAUAUCCUUGCUCUGAAGAAGAGGGAGUGUUUGAUGAAGGGCUACCCGUACGAUGGUCAGAUCAAUGCCUGGGACCUGCCGUACUACAUGAACCAAGUGGAACAGUGCAGGUUUGCUGUCAACAAGGACAAACUGGUCGAGUAUUUCCCUUUGGAGGUGGUGAGAGAGGGGCUGUUUGGGAUCUACCAGGAGCUGCUGGGACUCACGUUCACAGAGGUGGAAGAUGCCCAGGUGUGGCAUGAGGAUGUCAAGCUUUACUCAGCUCAUGAUACUGAAACAAGGGAGGAGAUUGGACAGUUCUACCUCGACCUGCAUCCAAGAGAAGGAAAAUAUGGCCACGCUGCUUGCUUUGGGCUCCUGCCUGGCUGCAAAGGGCCUGAUGGAAAACGCAGACUUCCAGUAGCAGCCAUGGUGGCUAACUUCACAAAGCCAAGGGAAGGCUGGCCCUCUCUGCUCCAGCACCACGAAGUGGAGACCUUCUUCCACGAGUUUGGUCAUGUGAUGCACGAACUCUGCUCCAAGACAACUUUUUCCGAGUUCAGUGGAACUCUGGUGGAGACCGACUUUGUGGAAGUUCCUUCUCAGAUGCUGGAGAACUGGGUCUGGGAAAAGGAGCCUCUUAGAAGAAUGUCUCGUCACUACAAGGACGGGACGCCAAUCCCAGAGAACUUACUCGACAAACUGAUUGCCUCCAGAGUCGCUAACACUGGUCUGAUGAACCUGCGUCAGGUGGUGCUCAGUAAAGUGGACCAGUCACUUCACUCCAGUCCAUGUGCAGAUACAGCUGAAGUGUUUGCAAAGCUCUACCAUGACAUCCUGGGGGUUCCUGCCACAAGCGGUACAAAUAUGACAGCCAGCUUCAGCCACUUGGCUGGAGGAUAUGAUGGUCUGUACUACAGCUAUCUUUGGAGUGAAGUCUACUCAAUGGACAUUUUUUUCAGUCGUUUUAAAAAGGAAGGCAUCAUGAAUCCAAAGGUUGGAAAAGAGUACAGGAGGGUGAUCCUGGAACCUGGCGGUUCUGUGGAUGGAAUGGAGAUGCUGAAAAGCUUCCUUGGACGUGAGCCAUGUCAGGAUGCCUUCUUUCAGUGCAAGGGACUGAUGAGGACACAAGACACAGAAACAUCUUAAAACAAUGUUCACUCAAGCCGUAAAAUGUCAAAGAUUAAAGCUGUAUUGCAGUGAGUCUUUUA